AUGGGGAGAAGGAAACCCAGGGUAUUUUUCAAAAAUAUCCCCAUAGACUUUCCCACAGAGCGUCAAUCAAAUAUGCCCAUAGACCUUCCAAUAGAGCUUCAAUCAAAUAUCUUUGAUAGGUUGUGUGCGAAGGAUCAAUCAAAAGCUAUGUGUGUCUCACACUCAUGGCGCGAUUUCAUCCUAUAUUCAAUAUUACCGAAGGACGAAUCACAACAAUCUUCCGUGAGCUUGUUUCCAAUUAAAUGUCUAGAUCUGAAAUUGCAACAACUCUUCCAUUGGUGUUCUCGAGUAAUGUGUUGCAGAGUCGGACCUAACAAACUUAUUGACUCAUGCAACGGAUUACUCUUGUUUUAUCACAACUAUGGUGGGGCUCAGAACCUCACUCAUGGUGUUUAUUACUACUAUGUGAUGAACCAUGUCACAAAACAAUGCGUGGCUGUUUCAAAGCCAACUGGACAAAUUUCUAGAGCGUAUUCUUAUGCUACUCUAGUAUAUGAUCCUACAAAGUCUAGGUUUUUUCAAAUUGUGAAUUUUCAGGGACAUCGUCAUGUCAAUGUUUUCUCCUCUAAAAACGGCAUUUGGACUACACAGACUCUUAUUUUGCCUAAAUAUAUUAUUGCGUCUAGUUGGACCAAAAAAUCUGUUUACUUCAAUGGAUCACUGUACCGACUCUCUCGCUCAGGACAUUUGGUGAAAAUUAAAGUUGAUAUUCAAGAGAAUGUUUUAGAACAAACUGAGGCAAUAACACUCCCUCAGGAUUGUCUUUCUUUUAACUGCCAAUGGGAAUUAAGUGUCAAAGGUGACAAGUUGCUUUUUGUCAUGUCUAAAGGUUUGAAUUUUGUAGUUUACGAACUCGUUGAAUGUGUUUCAAGUGGUGUUACAUCCUGCUCAUGGUGCACUAGUCAUAGAAUCCAAGAUGAUGGUUCUAAGUGGUAUUAUCUUAAUAAAUUGUUCAAGCUCUUGUCCUUUCACCCUUACGAUGAUGUGGCAUUUUUCAAGGGCUAUAAUCACCUCUUUUAUUACAUCUUUAUUGGUAAUAAUACCAUCACAGAUCUUCAGCAGGUUCCAUCUUGUGAAAUUCUUUAUGACUAUUUAGAGUUUUGUGGGAUCCCUUUGGUUGAAUGCUACUCCCCUUUCGCUUGCCGCUUAAAUGAAGAGCAUCCAAGAGUUUUUCAACGGCCACCCAUUCCAACAGUGAUUAGGGUGAUUUCUGGAUAA
Molecule: messenger RNA, 1218 nt
Organism: Solanum lycopersicum (tomato)
Lineage: Eukaryota; Viridiplantae; Streptophyta; Magnoliopsida; Solanales; Solanaceae
Source: RefSeq, a predicted model, not a curated record